Molecule: messenger RNA, 1746 nt
Organism: Talaromyces amestolkiae
Lineage: Eukaryota; Fungi; Ascomycota; Eurotiomycetes; Eurotiales; Trichocomaceae
Exons: 5
Coding region: 1-1746 (581 amino acids)
Biological process (GO): transmembrane transport
Molecular function (GO): transmembrane transporter activity
Source: RefSeq, a predicted model, not a curated record
AUGGCUUCAAACGAUCACAUACAUGCCGACGAGCCACAGCUCUCGGAGCUCUCACAAACGGUAACGAGGACAUCAAUGUUACCGGAGCUGGAGAUCAUUGCUUCCCAUUCUGGGUCGGAGACAACAACACUCCAAGGCUCUACUGCGGAUGAAUGUGAACACCAUGAAGAGAACAAUGCAGUACAGCAACGAUAUGCCAAUCCGUCAUCAUAUCGAUUCCGUCGUUUGGCGUCCAAAACCAUUGUAUCGUUCGGACCUGAUGAUCCUGAGAAUCCACAUAACUGGAGCAAUGGCAAGAAAAUCUUCGUCGUCAUCUCCGGCAUGAUGCAAGUCCUCAACAGCACAAUCGGCUCUUCCAUCCCCAGCGGAGCCACCAAAUACAUCGCUGCCGAUUUCAACGUCACCGACAAAACAAAGCUCGUCCUUCCCAUUUCGUUGUUUCUGGUUGGCUACGUCCUUGGUCCGCUCCUGUACGGGCCUUUGUCUGAACAAUACGGCCGUCGAACACCCUUGCUUAUUGGUUAUGGGCUGUUUAAUAUCUUCGUCAUGGCAUGCGCCUUGGCACCUACGUUUAAUGCCUUGUUGGUAUUCAGACUGUUGAAUGGUAUGGCCGCAAGUGCGCCAAUUGCGAUUAUCACGGGCACGUUCUCGGAUGUCUUUGAUAACCCGACUGUGAGAGGGAGGACGAUGGCUUGGUACAUGUCUUGCACCGCCGUCGGCCCAAUCAUCUCACCUUUCAUGUCAGGUUUCAUCUCAACCGUUAGCUGGCGCUGGUCCUUCUGGCUCGCUCUGAUCAUCGCCGGCGCCUCGUUCCCACUCGUCAUUUUCUAUCCAGAAACCUAUGGCCCAGUCUUACUCAAGCGUCGUGCUCGCAAACUGCGCAAAGAAACAGGAAAUAAGAGCAUCGUUGCGCCGAUGGAUCUCACGCCUCAUGAUCUCCGGGCUGUGUUGACCGUCACAUUGACGAGACCCAUUCGGAUGAUUGCGCAGGAGUUGAUGGUGUCUUUGACUUGUUUGUAUUGUGCUUUGGCAUAUGCGAUUUUCUAUUUGUAUUUCCAGGCAUAUCCGUUGAUUUUUGAGGGAAUCUAUGGCAUGAGCACCGGCAUCGCAGGUCUAACCUACCUACCAAUCGCACUCGGCUGCUUUCUCGCCUGCGGAAUCUUCAUCUGGUAUGACGGCUUCCUCGCCCGCGCCAAAGCGCGCGGCGCCUCUUGGGCUCAAAACGAAGACUAUCGCCGCUUGCCACUGGCCUGCGUCGGCGGUCCGCUCUACGUCGUUUCUCUCUUCUGGCUCGGCUGGACUGCAUCUCCGGACAUUCAUUGGGCCGUACCCAUGUCUUCUGGCGUCAUAUUCGGCCUAGCAUAUGAAUUGAUUUUCAUGGCCAUGCUGAAUUAUUUGUCCGACGCAUACCAACAAUUCGCCGCAAGCGCGCAGUCAGCGUCUAGUUGCUGCCGGAGUAUUUUUGGUGCUGUGUUACCGCUUGCUGCGCAGCCCAUGUUCUCUGCUGUCGGGAUCGAUUGGGGAUGUAGUAUCAUCGCGUUUGCUAGCUUGGGGGUUUCAGUUAUCCCGUUUGCGUUUAUCUAUUUUGGAGAGAGUAUUAGGAGAGGAAGUAAGUUGCAGCAGCAUUUGCAGGCGCUGAGGGAAGAGGAGUUGAGGGUUUGGGCGGCGGAAGCGCUGGAGGGACAGCAACAGGGGGUUGAGGUGGAUGUGGAGAAGAGGGUGCAUGCGAGUGUUGAUUCUGUUUGA